CGCAACCUGAUAGUUGGCGGGAACAAAGCACAUUUUGUAGCAUAUGAUGAUAUAACAAGAACACAGACUGACCAUGUUUAAAAGUCUUCUUAAUGCCUUGAGCAGUAAAGUUUUUGGUUCUGGGCAAAGUGAAAGUAGUAGUCCUGGUGAGGAUCAUGAGAAUUCAUCUAGUAAUGCGCAUGCAGUAAAGGAAAGUUCAGCUGAUCCAAGUGCAAUACCACCAACUGACCCACCUGUGCAGAAAACUGAAAACUUGAAGGAGGCAUCAACUGAUAUAACCGUGUCUAAGACUGAUGGAAAAGAUAAGAACAACUCUGGAUCUGAAGUCAAAAAUGAAAAAUUGUCCUCUUCUGUCAUUUACACUAAGGGCAAGAAUAGCACCUCAGAUCAGGACACAUCGCACAUUGCAGCCGAGAGAAAGGACCAGGUGAAGGAAAAAGUGAUCGGUACAGGAACUGAUCAGAAUACUUCCAGUCACAAGGCUGCUGAAAAUGGACAAGAUAUGUCCGAGUGGGUCACACUUGAAAUGCCUAAAGGCAAACGAUCCCCCAGGAAUCGGAAGAGCAAAUCUCCUAGGAACCAGGGUAAGAAAUCAAGUGCCAAAACAGAUUUGUCUGAUACAAGUGGGGAUCCCAAGUCUUCAUCGAACCUGGAUGAUGUAAUUAAAGAAAAAGCCUCAACACCUGACAGCAAGUUUGAGAAAAAAGGAAAAUGUGAUACAGGAAGUGAAUCAGCAGGAGAUGCCAGGGAAUCUGUGGUGAAGGGUAGCCUAGACGAGGACUCCUUCUCCAACAUGCUAGUGUCUUCAAUGCUGGAGGAAAUUGUUGGUCAAAUGUCUGAGGUUACUGUUAAAGACACGAUGAGUGACACGGUCACUGUUAAAGACACGAUGAGUGACAAGGUCACUGUUAAAGACACAAUGAGUGACACGGUCACUGUUAAAGACACAAUGAGCGACAAGAUCACUGUUGAAGACACGAUGAGUGACACGGUCACUGUUAAAGACACAAUGAGCGACAAGAUCACUGUUAAAGACACGAUGAGUGACACGGUCACUGUUAAAGACACGAUGAGUGACACGGUCACUGUUAAAGACACGAUGAGCGACAAGAUCACUGUUAAAGACACGAUGAGCGACAAGAUCACUGUUAAAGACACCAUGACCGACACAAAGGCUGAGAAUACAAACCAGAAUAAUAUUAAUGAUCCAGCCGAUUCCUCCAAGCCACAGGAUGAUAAUUGGAGAGCCAAAAAAACAACUGAUACACGACGGGAUGACAGCUGUAGAGCUAGAGGAGCCAGUGACAAACCACAGGAGGGCAGCUGGCGCGCAAAAGGACCAAACAGGCAGAGGGAAGAAUAUGGUAGGGAGAAGCCACAGCGUGGAAAAAAGGGAACGAGACGACAGGAUCAUAAACAAGGAUACAAUGAUGAUCAUCCUCCCUCAGGGGAGGGAAAAGGAGACGAAGGGAUGAGUGAGGAAAGGAAAAACUUGUCACCUAUUGACUCAAAUCUAGAAAAGGAAGAUUUUCUGGAAUACUGUAAAAUGAGUACAGAGCGUGACAAAUUGAUCCGGGCCAAGAAGCUGAUCUACAAACUGGGUUACUUGAAAGAUGUGCAACAGGAUGAGAUCAAAGAUGUUAUUCUUGGCCAAUACAAAAUAGCCGCAAGACGUUCGGUGCAUGGUUGGAUUGAAGAUUGCCGUUACUUUUCAGAAGUUAUGAUUUCACAAGAUUGGAUUGAUGAUAAUAUUCUGUACCUGAAUCCCAGAUUAAACAAGAAAUCCACCAACAAAAGGACUAAAAACCGGUACAUGGAGAAGGAGGAUUCAUUUGCAAGGAAGACAGGUGGUCUGUGUCAGGAUGUCCGACUCCUCACCAAUCCUAACCUGACGGUGGUUAGGGUCAAUAUGAAGUCAAGUGGUGGAGUAGAGAAAAUUAAUGGCGACAGUGAGUCUACAAGUGACGCCAAGAGUGUGGACAGUAAUGGUGGGAAGCCUGGAGAGGUUGAUCCUAAAACAAAGGUUCACAAUGGCAAGAAGGAAGGUGGCCCUGUGUCUGAAGUGAAGGAAGUAAGCAAGGAGAAAUUCACAACAGAUUCUCGGAAAGAGGAUGAAGAUAUUUUUGAAGAUUGUUUAGAGGAAUAUGUAGAGAAUACAAGUAUUGAAGAGGACAAAAAUAGAUUGGAAAGUGUAAAAACAUCUGAUGUAGGUAGUUCAAGCAGGGCUGUUAUGGUGGGAGAAGAACCUGUGAGGGAGGAGGGAAAGAGGGAGGAACCUUUGAAGGAGGAGGAAAAGGUGGAAGAACGUAUGAAGGAGGAAGAAAAGGGAGAAAAAUCUGUGAAGCAAGAGGGAAAUGGGAUGGGGGAGGGAGAGAGGGAAGAACCUAUGAAGGAGGAGGAAAAGAAGGAAGAACCUGUGAAGGAGGAGGGAAAUGGGAUGGAGGAGGGAGAGAGGGAAGAACCUAUGAAGGAGGAGGAAAAGACGGAAGAAUCUGUGAAGCAAGAGGGAAAUGGGAUGGAGGAGGGAGAGAGGGAAGAACCUAUGAACGAGGAGGGAGAGAGGGAAGAACCUAUGAAGGAGGAGGAAAAGAAGGAAGAACCUGUGAAGGAGGAGGGAAAUGGGAUGGAGGAGGGAGAGAGGGAAGAACCUAUGAACGAGGAGGGAGAGAGGGAAGAACCUAUGAAGGAGGAGGGAAAGAAGGAAGAACAUGUGAAGGAGGAGGGAGAACCUGUAGAACAGGGAGAAGUGGCUAAUGUUGUGACAUUAAUGGAGGAGUGUAUGAUCUCGCAGGAGGAACAGGACAAGAAAAUGGACAAAGAUGUACAAAAGGACAUAAGUUUGACAGAGAACUGUGAUUACAAUGAGUCAGAGAAGCAAUCACAAGAAAUGAUAGCUGCUAAUGAUUCCUUUACAGACCCAGCUAUCAUUAUGAUGAUCAAGUCCUCUGAUAAAUCUGAUGUCAUGCCGGACCAACUUUCCUAUGAUACAGAAAUGUCUGUGUAUGAUCAAAAGUGUGAUGUUUUGUCUGGACUGUUUAGAAUUGAGGAGGAUCCUAGGAAUUUGAUUGAGACUAUUAUGCGUUCAGAUUCUCCUACCGAACCCUCAGUCACACAUGAUCACACACAAUCUGUUAUGAUGUCUAGUGGUGACCCUCAUACAAUGGUGAUGGAAAAUGACAGUCAACUUAUUGAUUAUCUUCUCAAUGUCGCUGAGGAACCGAAAAAUCCAGUUCUGUUUCCAGAAUUACCAUGUAAUGUGGAGCAUUCUUCUGACAGUCUCGCUGAAUUGGAGGGUAUCGAAGAUUUCAUCACGGACAUGGUAACUAACAAGAUUUGUGAUAUAGAUGUUGUCACAGACAUUGAUACGGCAGGGAUUGGUGAUGGAGGAUUUGGGGAGGAGGUAGUAAACCUGGAUCUAGUUCAAGAUGAGAGUGUGAUGAAACUGAUAGAGCAAUGUCAAACUGAGGACCUAACUGAUGGGGAAACCUGUGAUGGUGCAGGUGAGGCUCCAGCCUUAGAAGAACCUGUUUUGGAAGAGGAUGACUCAAAAGAAAGUAUUCAGCACUGUAGCAACCCAGCUGAAUCAGAGAUGGUAUAUAACCUGCUUCAAGACUUGCCCAUCUUACACCAAGAGGUUGAUGAAAAAUCUGGCAAAGAUUGCAUUAAUUUGUCUACAAAUCCAGAUAAUCAAGAAGCGACAGAGAAUCUUGCUGGUGGUGAUCAUGAUCAUGAAUAUAAACAAGCCGUAGUUAAGCAGGACAUUCAGGACCCUAAAGUUACUGUAUUUUGUCAGGAUAUGGAUGUACAACUUCAAGUCGAGUUGGUUGAAUCCCGAACUGAAGAAGAGCCUUAUUCUCCAACCCAGGGAUGUAUAGAAUCAUACACUCCAGUCAAAAGUGUCCCGGACCCUUUUAUCCCAAACCUUACAGAACCAGUCUCACCAAGUCCAGAUAAGUAG
This is a messenger RNA of Pecten maximus, 3958 nucleotides long. RefSeq lists its product as uncharacterized. The transcript has 10 exons. Lineage: Eukaryota; Metazoa; Mollusca; Bivalvia; Pectinida; Pectinidae. The coding region runs from base 74 to 3958 and encodes 1294 amino acids. The record is from RefSeq and is a predicted model, not a curated record.